GUCCUAUAGGACUGCAUCAUUUUUUUUUUUUUUUUACAUCAUUUUCUGCAUUAAUAGGAAAGCAGUCUUACCUGAGAUGCUGGGGCUACCCUACAACCACACAAUGGAAACUCCUGACACCUUCUUCCUUGUGGGUAUCCCAGGGUUGCAGCCUUCACGUCUUUGGCUGGCUAUCUCACUGAGUGCCAUGUACACUGUCGCUCUGCUAGGAAACACCUUCAUUGUGACUUUAAUCUGGCUGGAUUCUACUCUACAAGAGCCCAUGUACUAUUUCCUAUGUGUUCUGUCUGCUGUAGAUAUUAUUAUGGCCUCCUCUGUAGUGCCCAAGAUGGUGAGCAUCUUCUGCUCAGGAGACAGUUCCAUCAGCUUUAAUGCUUGUUUCACUCAGACGUUUUUUGUCCAUGCAGCUACAGCUGUAGAAACAGGGCUGCUGUUGGCCAUGGCUUUUGACCGCUACGUAGCCAUCUGCAAGCCCCCACACUACAAGAGAAUGCUCACACCUCGUGUGGUGCUGGGAAUGAGUGUGGCCAUCAUCAUCAGAGCCAUCAUAUUCAUGACUCCACUGAGUUGGAUGGUGAGUCAUCUACCUUUCUGUGACUCCAAUUUGGUCCUCCAUUCCUACUGUGAGAACAUAGCUAUGACCAAGUUGGCAUGUGGCAACCCCAUGCCCAGCAGUCUCUACAGUCUGAUUGGUUCCUCCAUUAUUGUGGGCUCUGAUAUGGCCUUCAUUGGUGCCUCCUAUAAACUGAUUCUCCAGGCUGCAUUUAGCCUCUCCUCUAAGAACGCUCAGUUGAAAGCAUUAAGCACAUGUGGUUCCCACAUGGGGGUUUUGGCUCUGUACUACCUACCUGGGAUGGCAUCCAUCUAUGUGGCCUGGCUAGGGCAAGACAUGGUGCCCUUACACACCCAAGUGCUGCUAGCUGACUUGUACCUGAUCAUCCCACCCACCUUAAACCCCAUCAUCUAUGGCCUGAAGACCAAACAAAUAUGGGAGCGAACACAGGGUUUGCUGAUGCGCUGCCUCUCUGACCAUUCCAACCUGGGUUUGUGA
This is a messenger RNA of Choloepus didactylus (southern two-toed sloth), 1051 nucleotides long. Its product is annotated as olfactory receptor 52I2-like. The transcript has a single exon. NCBI's taxonomy places the organism in Eukaryota, Metazoa, Chordata, Mammalia, Pilosa, Megalonychidae. Gene Ontology annotation, cellular component: membrane. Gene Ontology annotation, biological process: G protein-coupled receptor signaling pathway. Bases 77 to 1051 code for a protein of 324 amino acids. The record is from RefSeq and is a predicted model, not a curated record. Gene Ontology annotation, molecular function: olfactory receptor activity; G protein-coupled receptor activity.